UUCUAGGGAAGCAGGAGGCGGGCCUGCGAGGAGCGACUCCCCGAAAGGAAGCCCCGCCCCCGGGGGGCCCGGGGCUGACUUUUCUGAUCACUGCUUCUCUACUCGCGGGCGGAGUCUCCAAACUCGUGAUGCUGCGGCCCCGAUUCCCAAGCAGGUUUGGAGAAGUGAAAGUCGCCUGGGGUCGGACGUGCCCCAGCUCGUGACCCAGCGGCCCGCGGUCCCGACGCAGAUUCCUCCACUCCAGGCCCAUGGCCACGCUGAGCCCGCUGCUGCUGGCGGCGCUGCUGUGGGUCCCUGCAGGCAGCCUGACCUGCUAUGGAGACUCAGGGCAGCCUGUGGACUGGUUCGUCGUCUACAAGCUGCCGGCCCAAAGUGGAUCCGGCGAUGCGGCGCAGAGAGGGCUGCGGUAUAGAUACUUGGACGAGCACUCAGGGGGCUGGCGCGACGGCGCAGGGUCCAUCAACAGCUCGGAGGGGGCGGUGGGGCGCAGCCUGCUGCCGCUGUACCGGAACAAUGCCAGUCAGCUGGCCUUUCUACUCUACAACGACCAGCCGCCCAAACCCAGCAGAGUUCUGGACUCUUCCAGCCGGGGGCACACAAAGGGUGUGCUGCUCCUGGACCAAGAAGAGGGUUUAUGGCUGGUCCACAGUGUUCCUCGCUUCCCUCCACCUGCUUCCUCCGCUGCAUACAGCUGGCCUCGUAAUGCCCAAACCUAUGGGCAGACACUGCUUUGUGUGUCUUUUCCCUCCGCCCAGUUCCUGAAGAUUGGCAGACAGCUGACCUACACCUACCCCCUGGUAUAUGAACACAAGCUGGAAGGGGCCUUCUCUGAGAAAUUCCCUGAGCUGGAGAUGUUGAUCAAGGGCCACCAUGUUCGCUAUGGACCUUGGAACAGCAGUGUAACACUCACAUCAAAGGCAGGGGCCACUUUCCAGAGCUUUGCCAAAUUUGGAAACUUUGGAGAUGACCUGUACUCUGGCUGGUUGGCAGAAGCCCUUGGCAGCAGCCUGCAGGUGCAGUUUUGGCCAAACUCUCGUGGCACCCUGCCUUCCAACUGCUCUGGGGUCCACCAUGUGCUCGAUGUGACCCAGAUAGCCUUCCCUGGGCCAGCUGGGCCAGACUUCAAUGCCACAGAAGACCACUCCAAAUGGUGUGUAGCCCCAGAAGGACCCUGGGCCUGUGUGGGUGACAUGAAUCGGAACCUCAGAGAGGAGCACCGGGGCGGUGGCAUACUGUGUGCCCAGCUCCCCACCCUCUGGAAGGCCUUCCAGCCUCUGGUGAAGGCCUGGGAACCCUGUAGGGAAGAAAGCAGGAACUUCUCUCCAGCAAGCCCAGGAGAGCAUACAAGAGCUAACCCUUAAUUAUGUCCUUGAUCUGACUGUGACUCAGCCUAAUCAUCUGGGAAAUGGGAAUCAUAGCACCUGACGCUGGAAUAUUGAGGAAUAAAGGCAAAUCGAUGAAUGGGGUUAUUAACCCCUUUGUCAGGUGAGCACUGAUCUCUGAACAGCACUGCAGCUCCCAGAGGGCCUCUUGAGGCAACUGAGCUCCAAAGUGGUACUGCAAGAGGGGGGCCACCUAAGACUCACCUCCCUCUUUGGUAACCAGGACUGGAGUUCUGCCCCUGAGCAGAUACAGGGCCACAAACAUGUUUUAUAGACGGGGUGAGUACAGAAAGGUCACGGAGCACGGUCGUACUUUAUUUAUAUGUGUACAUAUGUAUACAGGUCGCUGUACAGCGCAGGGCCAGGAGUCCUCUCAGCUAUGGGCUAGGUGGUGUGGGUCAGGGUGCUCCCUUUUUGGUCAGGCCUGCUGGGGGCACAGCUUCAGCAGGGCACCGGGAGGUCAGCCCCACCUCAGGUUUGGUAGCAGGAACCAGGAGGGAAGUCGGUGG
Messenger RNA from Talpa occidentalis (Iberian mole), 1891 nucleotides. It is a transcript of the gene DNASE2, whose product is annotated as deoxyribonuclease 2, lysosomal. The record is from RefSeq and is a predicted model, not a curated record. The coding region runs from base 249 to 1361 and encodes 370 amino acids. The transcript has 6 exons. Gene Ontology annotation, biological process: apoptotic DNA fragmentation. Lineage: Eukaryota; Metazoa; Chordata; Mammalia; Eulipotyphla; Talpidae. Gene Ontology annotation, molecular function: deoxyribonuclease II activity.